Messenger RNA from Plasmodium fragile, 3297 nucleotides. RefSeq lists its product as uncharacterized. NCBI's taxonomy places the organism in Eukaryota, Apicomplexa, Aconoidasida, Haemosporida, Plasmodiidae. The transcript is spliced from 5 exons. The record is from RefSeq and is a predicted model, not a curated record. The coding region runs from base 1 to 3297 and encodes 1098 amino acids.
AUGAACUAUAAGAGGUUAGGGGCUUUAUUAGUACAUUAUGUGCGGAAGAGGGGUCUAGUGCAUCAAAAGGAACUGUAUACGGAAUUCCUAGGGAAAGAUGUAACAGCGCUACUCGACGAAUUUGUGAGAUAUAUGGACAAUGAGCAACUAGACAGCUAUGCAGCUAAUUGUUUGAACGCGGGUUAUAGCAGUCUGAGGCGAGAAGGCACAUUUGUGGCACAGAAACUGGCAGAUAGAAUUAUGUGCACACUCAUGUCACGAGCAUUAUUUUUCAUGAACAGGUGGCGCCCCGGGUCCGCUAGCGCGGAAGAGACAGACCCUAUGAAUGAACCGUUGAAGGAACAUAUAAGAUGCGCAAUAGUAAAUAUAUUUAUGUACAUAUUGCUGGAAUCUCCAUGCAGAAGUGAAAUGGGAAUAGAUAAUGCAUGGUACACAAUGAAACAGAUGGAACAAGGGUCAGGGGGUCGUUUAAUAAGCCAAGGUAAAUGUGCACAGGGAAAGUUUGAAAACAUAAAAAUACAGGAAUUCGACAUGGAGACAACGAUUAACACCUGGUUACAGAAGAACAAGAACUUGACUGAAACAAUUGGAGGCAAGGGUAUACAAAGCACAUGUACGCCAAGCUUAGCAGCACUUGGGGGGGCAACACGGGUAACACACGGAGCUAAUGCACCAAUUGCGAUGCAGCAUGAGGAAAAACAAGCUAUAGAGAAAUUAGGCAAAGAAAUGAAGACCAUAGUUCAGGAGGUAAAGACAGCAGUAGUGAAAUGCGCGCAGACACCUGGAACAUGCAUGGAGCCUAUCCAAGAAGUCUCCAGUAGCGAUCCGGAGGAUGCCGCCAGUGAGGACACAGUAUCGAACUCUGUCAAAAGCGAUACACCAGCACCAUCAACGGAACCGACAGCUAAAACAAAGAGUCCAGAGAAGGGUCCAAAUGGAACAGAUGAUAAACACAAGGACCAAGCACAACCUUCAAGCACCCCAUCACCAACAGCUUCAGGUGCAGGGAGUCCAGGGGCACCUCCGUCGCCACCAGCAGGGAACACAGACGUAGGCAGGGCACAUAAAACAGGGGAAGAGGACGGGGCACCUGCAGGAUCAGCACGGGGAGGACAACCAUCAUCAACAUCACAAGAUCCGGCGACCUCGGGAACAGGACCCGUAGGGACGCACACUGACAAUACAGGUAAGUGUACUAGUAGAACCGAAGUUCAUGUGGCGAAGAAUGCAGGCAAGGGCAUCCAAGGUGCCUCAUCCACCACCACCCUUUCUUUUGUGUCGAGCCCAGAGGCUACUAAUGACUGUGCGAACAAGUCCAAGGACUCGGGACCAGGCGAUACCGUGGUCGUGGAAGGCAACGAUGACCCCCCUCCUCUCAAUCCACCCAAACCAGCACCCACGAACCCAGAUCAAUCGGGUACUAGCGGUAGCGGCGGCGGCGGCGAACCGGCCCCAGGAGGUGGUGCUGGAGGUGGUGUUUCUAGUGGGGAAGGAAAAGAUGCAGGGACUGAUGGCGGACGUGGUACUAGUGCUGGAGGACACGGCGGUAGUGGUAGUGAUGCUGGAUGGGACGCUCCUACCCCUGCAACCCCUUACGUUCCGCCCGGCCUCACAUGGGAAGAUGUCAAGCGGUACACCCCCGCGAUUAUUCCAGCGGUGGUUGGUAUUGGGGUGAUUGCGUUUUUCCUAUGGAAGUACUUUGCCUUCCUCGGACAAAAACGCCGACGAACAUAUCGCACCGUUCGUAACGUGCCGUCACCGCCACUCGACGAAGAAAUAUUGGAGCAUCUACAACGCGGCGCGCCACCACCCGAUUACGGGUACACCAUGCUUACGGAUAGGCAACCUGCGUCAACAUCCGACCGACGACGACGUCAUCCACGCGUGCAUAGGCGAACGAUUAUCGAGCUACAUCUAGAAGUGCUCAACGAAUGUGAAGCGGCCGCAUGGGAAACGGUGAAAGACGACUAUUGGAAGAUUGUCGUGCAGGAGUGUGCGCGAGACUUGCAGCAGGACGCAAAGGGGCACAGUAGUUUCCCGGAUACUCCUAGCACAAACCAGGAUUUAUCACGGAACAAUGUUUCCUCCAUCCUCAAUCCAUCCACCGAUUCCGACGGAACAGAUCCAUGUCCACGUAACGACGAGGACCCCGAUCCAUGGAGUUGCAUGGAAACCAUACAGUUAGCAACGGACCGUUCUCCGCCUAAUGACUGCGAUUCAUGGAGUUGUAUGGAAACUAUACAAUUACAAACGGACCCUUGUUCACCGCAUGACCCCGAUCCAUGGAGUUGUAUGGAAACGACAGAGUUACACACGGCCCCUUGUGCACCGCAUGCACACGACCCCGAUGCAUGGAGUUGUAUGGAAACUAUACAGUUACCAACGGACCCUGGUGCUUCUAACGAACAUGACCCCGAUCCAUGGAAGUGCAUGGAAACUAUACAGUUACCAACGGGCCCUUGCCCACCUAAUGACUGGGAUUCAUGCAGUUGUAUGGAAACCAUACAGUUACCAACGGACCCAUGUCCACCCAAUGAACACGACCCCGCUCCAUGGAGUUGUAUGGAAACUAUACAGUUAGAAACGGACCCUUGUGCACCGAAUGACUGCGAUCCAUGGAGUUGUAUGGAAAACAUACAGUUACCCACGGACGCUUCUGCACCGAACGAACACGACCCAUGGAGUUGUAUGGAAACUAUACAGUUAGAUGCACAACAGAAUGCUCAUUUCAACCCCGGAGACGCGACGUCGCAUUGCACCCACAGGAUUAACUGGAUUGAGCGACACAAACAUAUUUUAAGGGCGUGCACGGGGCAACCGUGGUUUAAUGCCCUCAAAUUGCAAUGGACACAAUACCUGAGUGAACAAAUGGUGGCAAACGAGGACAACGGGCACCGUGAAUUAGGUGAGUACGGUAAUAUCCCAUACAUGCAAAGCAAGAAAUUGGUCCUGUGGAAACAGUGGGUCGCACAGCAACAUGCGCUUAUGCAUAUAUAUGGUGAGGAGGAGUGGUUUCAACGUUUGUUGAAUAGUGUAGAGGAGGAGACAGUACCGGAAAAACGCGAAGUACCUGGAGUAGAAAAACACUUAGAAGUGGAAAAAGCAAUGGGCACAGAACACUUGCUACACGUGCGCGAUGUACCGCGCUCGCAACUGCAUAAGCAACCUUACAUGACAAAACCGUUAACCGCUAAAACAUGGAUACUGAUCCUGGCAUUAGUCAUAGAACACUGCGAGGUCGAAUGUCGUUUGCAGGAGAAGGAGUUAUAUGUGGAUGAACUAUUGCACAAGCUCUGA